AUGGAGACGGCGGCGAUUGGCGUGACUGAGAUAGAAGGAAGGGGAAGGGCAAUGGUGGCUCUACGCCCUUUAAAAGGAGGUGAAAUCGUUCUCAGGGACUCCCCUAUCGUUCUUUACUCUGCUCUUCCUUUUCACUCGGACGAUCACCAGAAAAACAACAAUUGCUACUGCUCCCAUUGCUUCACCAGCAUCUCACAGCAGCCGCAAAAGGUCUCUUGCUCCACCUGCGGAUCCCGAUUCUGUACAUUCGAAUGCCAAUCCGUCGCUUCCACCACCUCCCACACCCCGUGGGUCUGCCAAGCGCUAAUACGGCUCCGGCAAUACUUUUCCGACCACCAUCAACCACUAGACCUCCAGCUCCAGGCUCGUUUUCUGGUUUCUGCUUACAACCUCGCACGUGUCUCCCCAGAUAGGUUUCGGAUGUUGUCGUCCCUUCAAGGCUCCGUUCCUUCUCAGCCCGAUGCGGAUUCCUCUGCGACCUUUCUCCAUUCGCUUAUCUCUUCCAUCUGCCCACCUCCGCCCCUCGAAUUAGAGUUUUCUUUGGAAUUAACUUCUGUUCUGCUGGCCAAGGACAAGCUCAACGCCUUCGGAUUAAUGGAACCUUUUUCGGAAGAAAGGGAAGGGAGAUCCGUCAGGGCAUACGGGAUCUAUCCAAUGGCAUCUUUCUUCAACCAUGAUUGCCUUCCAAAUGCUUGCAGGUUUGAUUAUAUUGAUGUUGCUGGAUCGGCCUCAGGUAACAACACUGACAUCACCAUUAGAAUGAUCCAUGAUGUCCCACAAGGAAGGGAAAUCUGUUUGAGUUAUUUCCCAGUGAAUCUUAAGUACGCAGAACGUCAAAAGAGUCUCAGGGAUGAUUACGGGUUCCUCUGUGACUGUGAUCGAUGCAAGGUGGAGGCGAAUUGGUCUGAAAGUGACGAUGAUGGAUUAGAAGUUGAUGCCAUUGAUGAAGAAGAAGCUGAGGACACCUCCGGUGUUAUGGAUGAGGACCCUGAUGAACAAAUGCAAGAUGAAGAAGACACUGAUGCGAUGAAAGGAGAAGAUGACUUUCCUCAUGCUUAUUUCUUCCUGACUUACAUGUGUGAUCGAAAGAACUGUUGGGGCACAUUGGCUCCCCUGCCUCCAUCUGUUACCACAACUCCUAGCGUAAUGGAGUGUAAUCUUUGUGGAACCUGUAAAAAUCUUGAUCAGGUAUGA
Messenger RNA from Lactuca virosa, 1194 nucleotides. The record is from the annotation of a GenBank genome assembly. Lineage: Eukaryota; Viridiplantae; Streptophyta; Magnoliopsida; Asterales; Asteraceae.